Siniperca chuatsi (mandarin fish) is the source of this 2266-nucleotide messenger RNA. RefSeq names its product stathmin-like 4 (gene stmn4). Gene Ontology annotation, molecular function: tubulin binding. The coding region runs from base 199 to 765 and encodes 188 amino acids. Lineage: Eukaryota; Metazoa; Chordata; Actinopteri; Centrarchiformes; Sinipercidae. Gene Ontology annotation, biological process: regulation of microtubule polymerization or depolymerization; neuron projection development; microtubule depolymerization. Gene Ontology annotation, cellular component: neuron projection; cytoplasm. The record is from RefSeq and is a predicted model, not a curated record. The transcript has 6 exons.
AAUAGGACGUCUCCAAGGUGAUGUCAUGGAGGCAGCAUUGAUGCUGUUGCUGAUGCUGUUGCCCGGCGCCUGUAUCCGUGCAGCCAGACGGGGGUAACCGUAGUCACCGAUCCACCAUCAGCAGCAGACAAGACAGGGACAGAGGGGGACUGAGAAGGAUCUUCAGCAUCCCUGAAGAGUUACAUACGCAGUGAGAAGAUGACUCUGGCAGCCUACAAAGAGAAGGUCAAAGAGCUCCCCCUGGUGUCUCUGUUCUGUGCCUGCCUGAACCCACAGACUCCAGAAAAACCUACAUACAAGGCAGAAGAUGCGGUGGACCUGGGCUGGUGCGCCAUUAAAGACAUGGAGGUAAUUGAGCUGAACAAGCGGGCAUCGGGCCAGGCCUUCGAGGUCAUCCUCAAGCCCCCGUCCUUCGAUGGCGUGCCAGAGCUCAACACCUCCAUGCCACAGCGCCGCGACCCGUCGCUGGAGGAGAUCCAGAAGAAGCUGGAGGCUGCCGAGGAGAGGCGGAAGUGCCAGGAGGCUGAGCUGCUGAAGCACCUGGCCGAGAAGAGGGAGCACGAGCGCGAGGUGAUCCAGAAGGCCUUCGAGGAGAACAACAACUUCAUCAAGAACGCCAAGGAAAAGCUUGAGCAGAAGAUGGAGGCCAACAAGGAGAACAGGGAGGCCCUGCUGGCUGCCAUGCUGGAGAGGCUGCAGGAGAAGGACAAACACGCGGAAGAAGUGAGGAAGAACAAGGAGAUGAAGGAGGAAGCCUGCCGGUAGAUGAGUGGAGCCGGGAAAGAAGAAAGAGAAAAAGCAGGACUGGGAGUUUUUUGAGUCGGUAAAAAAAAAAGGAAAUCAAAACAGUGCAGGAAAGAAAAAAAAGAACUCAAAAGCAACUUGAACAAAGGGAAAAGGCAAGUUUUCAUAUUUGAUGUAUGCUGUAAUGAUUCUAAACAAGUGAACAAGCUGUACAAAGUUUAGCCAGCUCUUGAUGUUGAAAUUAAAAAAGAAAUCUUUUUCUUUUUUCUAAAGGAAAGUGUGUGUGGGGGGGUCAUCAAAACAAACAUUUCAAAGUUUUUCAAAGAGGGAUGACAAUGGCUGUUUGGUGAGCAAUGACAGCUGCAUCAAAACAAGAGAAGGUUAAAAAUUAAAUCAUAACUCUCUCAUGUCUACAGUCUUUUCAGUCAGAAAGCAGGAACUUAUAACUGCCUGCAUGAUAUUUUCGCAUUGGUAACUGAGCUGUGUUUUUCUUGCUGUUGGCAGCAACACAGUUUCUUUCCAAAUAGACUAUAACUAUGGAGGAGGGAGUUGUAAUCUAAAUCGGUACCAAGUAAAACAUGAAAAAAGGUGUGACGUGCUUGAAAUAAAGUCGACCCACAGAUUUAGUUUAGGAGCCCUAGUCAGUCACAACCAAUACAAGUCAAAUCGAAGAGGCCUAAGCCACUCAGUACACAUAAACAUGACGUAACACACAAGUUUCUGCUGUUUCCGAAUUAAAAAUAAAACUUGAUUUCCCAAAGUCCACCGCUCUCACGCUAAUUCUUCGCUGCACCAUUUUUGGGAUUGUUUGGUCUGUCUGGGGAAGUCUGCGUGUGCUAAACUCAGUGACUCUCACAAUAUGGUUUAUGAAUAUAAAAUGAAGCAUCGGCCUUUUGUUUCUUUCUACAGUGCUCUAGGGGAGUAAAAGAAAAAAAAAGCUUGAAAAGGGAGGAAGCUCUGCUGUAUUCUGCCAUUUUCAGGCUCUUUGUGAAACUUUAACUGUAGUGUAGUUGUAGAUCAGUGACAUGCAUUUGAGUCUCUUAGAUUUAGAGCACUGAUUGCACUCUUAUUUCAUUAAGCACAACUCAAAAAAGCACAUAUGCUUACAGGAAGGACAGUAAACAUAUACAGCAUAAACAACAAUAACAUCACAAGCAAGGAGGCAAAGUAAUGAGUGAUAGCAGCUCAGAAUUUGGACGGAUGUGGUUUUGAAAGGAUGAGUUUGGGGGGUUUCUGGCUAACCAGUGGUCUCACUUUGCUUUGGCAUGUGUCACUGUGCUCUUAUUGUUAGUUUAUGAUUUUCAAGGGAAUUUAAACCUAAAAGAGUAUACAGAAAGAUGAAAUUUGCUCAAGUUGUUGAGUCAUACUGACUUGAUUGAAAUGUCUAAAAUGUUUGCACUGUAACUGGAGAGUCCCAACAUGGGGUUUGUACUUGCUGUAACUGUGUGUGGCUGUUUAUCUUCAAGGCUGGAUUGAUUGCAUCUAUUUGGCAUGGUCAGUAAAAACUGCUUGACUGAACUCA